This is a messenger RNA of Closterium sp. NIES-67, 5587 nucleotides long. The record is from the annotation of a GenBank genome assembly. NCBI's taxonomy places the organism in Eukaryota, Viridiplantae, Streptophyta, Zygnematophyceae, Desmidiales, Closteriaceae.
AUCUAGGCUAGGCUCGACAAUGUCUGUUGUCUGCACCUCAAACCAAUGAUCCGCGUCAUGUCCCAGCCCAGCUUCUAGGUGCUCCUUGAUCUGCGUCUAAAAAGUGCGAGGCUAACUUUUGCGAAUGAUCUGCGCGUUUCGCAGGGUCCUAGCCUUGCGGUCAGUUUUGCAGGUUGGCCCAUCCUUGUUUGUAAGAACCUCGCUACAUCCUCACUGCACCACUGGUAGAUCCUUGGAUGACAGACCCUGAUUAGACAAGUUUCAGAAAAUUUACCUGCUGCUAGUCGUGACUUAUUUCCUAGUAUAUUUUCAACCCAGAGGUCAUUCCAUCCAGCCUCGGAUGUUUUCCGCUCGUUCCUCCGCACUCCGCCUCCUCCGCUGCUCCGCCUGCUUCGCAACUGCGCGCGCCUCCCUCCCCGCGACGACUUGGCGCGCAGCCUGGCGGGCACCGGCGGCCGCCAUCAUUCCCCCCUGCCCGUGCGCUCUCCCCCCCGCCAUGCCCGCCUGUCCAUGUGCCCUUCCCCGGGCUGCGCUGCCUUGCGCGAUCGCUGGCGAAGUUCCCCCUGGGGGGGCGCUCCGCACAACAGCUGCGAUUCGCGGAACAACUGCGAUCCGCGCAACGGCCGCGCUUAGUCGGCCGUAUAGCUUCUACGCCAUCAGCGGCGGAAUAGUCAACUGUAGCGGGAAGUGCCACGGCAAGUCGCCAAGCGCGCAGAUCUGGGGAGAUCGAGGCGCGAGGAGAUUAACUACCAGGUCGAUCUCUCGUGCAGCCUUGCCGUGCGCCAGCCACGGCAUCACGAGGGUCCAUGGAGGCGGAGAUAGGCCAGUAGGAAAUGGGUCUUUCGGAAGCAGGCUAGCAGGAAACGAGCCAGAGAGAAUUCGACCAUAUGAGCGCGCAGGCUUCAUCGUCGGCGGCGGGAAAGGCGGCGCGAAAGGCGCUGUGGCGGCAUGCUGGCAUCAGGCUCCGCUGCGCGGGCUCCACGCGUCGCGACGAAACCUAUCACGUCCCUUAUUGGCGAUUGGCCGUGCGACGACGGGCUGUACGACGACAGGCUGUGCGACUAGUAGCAUGCCGCUCGGACCGUCGUCGGCGAGAGGCAUGUCGUUCGGAUCGUCGAGUCUGUUGCGAGGCGACGGUUCGUCGCGCGACGCGCUGGCGUAUCACCGGCCGCCGCGAGGGGGCGCGCGGAAAGAGCCCCGGCAGUGGCGCACGGUGGAGUGCAAGGUGAAGCGGCGGAGGGAGCCGCGGCUGGACGCGGUGAUAGAGAGGAACAAGAAGUUCAGAAUCGUGCAGCGCAUACAGGAGCUUCUGGGGAAGCAGGAGGGCGGGCGCAUGAGCCUCAAGGAGCUGGGGAAGUACCGGGAGAAGAUUGGGCUGUCUGGGGGAAGGAGAUGCGUGGCGCUCGUUCAGAAGUUCCCUUCGAUCUUCCAAGUGGACGACAGGGGUGGCGGCAACAUCUGGUUCACGCUGACGCCCGAGGCAGCGAGGAGGGACGCGAGGCAGAGAGAGCUGCAGGCGAUGAUGGAACCGAUACUGGUGGAUAAGCUGUGCAAGCUGCUGAUGAUGUCAGCAACGCAGACACUGAGUUUGGAGAGCAUCGGCCAUGUGAGGCGCGAGCUCGGGCUACCAGAGGACUUCAAAACGUCCUUUUUGCCCCGUUUCUCUGGUCGCUUCAGAGUAGCCCAUCCCCCUGCCGCUCCUGGUGCUACCGGGGGUCCCAUGCUGGUGCUGCAGCAGUGGGACGACCGCCUCGCUCUCUCAGUGGCCGAGGCGAACGAAGCAGCAGCAGAGGCAAACGAGGUGGCGGCAGAGGUGGGGGAAGCAGAGGAGGCAGCUGCGAGAGUGACGCAUAGCAAGGCGGUAGUGGAUGGUGAAGCAGCAAGUGGUGGCGGCGCUGCUGCUGCUGCUGCUGUCUCUGGUGCUGCUGCUGCUUCUGGUGCUGCCACUAGGGGAGGCAGUAUUGGUGCAGCAGCAGCUGCUGCUGCUGGCCGUGGCUGGGUUGGUUCUGGUGCUGCUGGUGCUGGUGGCUCUGCUGCUGGUGAUGGUAGUGCCGGUGCUGGUGCCGGUUCUGCUGCUGGUGGGUGGGGGGGUGGUGGUGCUGGUGGUGCUGCUGCUGCUGCAGGGGGGAGAGCACAGGGGGGGAUGGUGAGGAGAGAGGGGGUGGGGGGAGUGUUGGGGGAUGGGGAUGCGGAGGGGGAGGGGGAAACUGGGGAGGAGAGGAAGGGAGAGGAAGAGAAGGAGGAAGAGGAGGAGUGGGAGGAGGAGGAGGAGGAAGAGAAGGAGAAGGAGAAGCAGGAGGAGGAGGAGGAGGAGGAGGAGGAGGUCGAGGUGGAGGAAGCAAAAGAGGAGAAUAAGAGAACAAAGGAGAAGGAAGAGGAGGAAGAGGAAGAAAAGAGCGAGGAGGACUCGGAUCAGUUUGGUGUGGGGGGGAGGAAGGCAGACGAGAGAGGGCAUAAGGGGCAUGAGGGGCCAGGGGAUGGGUGGGAAGAGGGGUGGGGAGAGGGAGGAGGGGAAGGCGGGGGAGACGGAGGCCACAAAGACAGCAAGCACAAGACACAGAAGAGUGAGGAGAAACGGGAGAAGGAGAUUCGGAGAGAAGGGAGACGGGGAGAGAUGAUAUGGGAAGAAGACAGGUGGGAAGAGGAAGAGGAAGAGGAAGAGGAGGGGCAAGAGGAGGGAGGGGCGGCGUUCAGAAAGCCUCACCUGGGCCCAGUUCUGUCAUGUGACAACACUUCAUUACCACCCGAUUCUCCCUCUCAAACGACACAGACCGCCCAAGUCACUCCCCCCCGGCCGUCACUGACCCCUGAGGAGCUAGCAGAAGCGGCUAUCGGGUUGGGGCGGCAGAAAGCAGAGGCCAACCGAAUGGCUUACAUCACUGGGACCAGGGCGGGCCAGGAGGAGGGGAGCGGAAGCAGUGGUGGCACUGGCAGCAUUGGCUCUGGUGUGAGCACCAGCAGCAGCAGCAGGAGCAGCAGUAGCAGUCGAGAGGAGAGGCAGAAGCAAGCCAUUCGCAUGCGUCUUAAGCUGAACCUCCCCCCGGGGCUCAAGCUGAAGCAGUCCGAUCUGCUAAGGCUGCAGAGAUUCCAUGCCUCUCCUCCCAUCUCCCCCUAUGCCAACCCACUUGAUAUUGGCAUAUCACCCGAGUCUAAGGAAGCGGAAAGGCGGGCAGUUGCAGUGAUUCGGGAGUUUCUUUCGCUGACCGUAGAAAAGCGGUGCCUGAUCGACCAGCUGACGCACUUCCGGAAAGAUUUUUUGCUGCCCGCAAGGAUCUACGCACUGCUGUUGCGGCACCCGGAAAUUUUUUAUGUUUCGGUGAAAGGGGUAAGGGACUCGGUGUUUUUGAGAGAGGCUUAUGAAGGGGAUGUGCUCAUAAUGAGUGAUGAGCUGGCGGAUGCUAUAGAGGAGAUGAGGGUUCUUAUGGAGGAUGGGAGGAGGAGGAUGAGGAGGGGAGGAGGAGGAAGGGAGAGUGGGGAGAAAGUGGAGUACGGGAGGGAGGGUAGUGGGGAGGAGAGUGACUGGGAGAGUGAGGAUGAGGAGGAAUGGGAGGAAGAGGACGAGGAAGAGGAAGACGGGGAAGAGGAGGAGCGAGAAAGGGAGGAGGUUCGGGGCCGGAGGGUAGUGCCAAGUGCUUGGAAGAGGGCAAAUGGGCGGAUGGUUGAGGGAGAGGGGAGAGGAGGCACCAGACAGACUGCUGUUGGAGAGGAGGGGAGGAGGAAAGGAAUAGGACGAAGAAUGGGUGAGGGAGUGGGGAGAGGAAUGGGGAAGGGGCAGAGUGGGGAAGCGAGGGUGGGAUGGGUGGGUGUGGAUAGGUGGGGGAGGGAGCGUGAGAGUGGGGGUGUGGAGGGGGUUGGGUGGAUACCUGUGGGGAGUAUGGUUGAGAAUGAGAGAGAGAGUGAUAAGAGGAAGGGGAGAGAGGAGGAGAAGAAGAGGGAGGAGCGAGAGGAGGGAGUGCAGGAAGAGGAGGAAGAGGAGGAAGAGGCGGAAGAGAGGGGUUUUGCGGCAGAUGCGGUGAGAAAAGGGGGAGGUGAAGAGAAGGGGGAGAGGGAAAGGGAGGGGAUGGCAGGCAGCAAGGAGAGGAGAGGGAAGGAGGUAUGGAGGAGCAAGGGCAUCCACAGGCAGGGGCUGAUCAAGGACCGGUGGUGAGGUGACAAUCGGAGUCGAGUCUCAACACACAUGGGGGAGUUGUACGAGGAGUGGGAAGGAAAAGGUGAAGAGGAGAAGGAAGGAGGGCGUGGAGAGGAGUAAGGGCAUCAACUGGCAGGGGUGGAUCAAGGACCGGUGGUGAGGUGGGGUCCCAUGGAGCUGUGACUUGAUGCUGCAUUGUCCAGCCGAAGGGGAGAGGAGAGGGAAGGACGCAUGGAGAGGAGUAAGGGCAUCCACAGGCAGGGGUGGAUCAAGGACAGGUGGUGAGGUGAUUCUUAUUGGUAUCGGAGGAGGACGGGCAGCGUGGAGGAGUGGUGAUGAUGAAGGCGCACCGUGAUAUGAUUAUCCACAGGCAGGGGUGGGUCAAGCACAGGUGGUGAGGUGAGGUGAGUCCCCUUGGCGUUGCGUCUUGAAGCCACGCGGCAGCGUAACGUACGGUGCAAGAAGUGGUGGGGGGGAGGAGAGGGAAGGAGGAGCCACGCUGCCUCGUAACGUACAAGAAAUGGUGGGGGGGAGGAGUAGGGCGGGGUAGCAUGGAGGAGUGGGGAUGAAGGAGCACAGUGAUAUCCACUCCACAGGCAGGGGUGGAUCAAGCACAGGUGGUGGAGUGAGUGAGUCUUCUAGGCAUAGGGGUGGUUGGGGCUUAGGACUCAGGACUGGAAUGGUAUAUGCUUGCUCGGCAUGCGCGGACCAGUGUCUUGCAGUCGGCACACACAGUCAAGCAUUCUCAGGCACAGGAUUACCCAGCAGCACUAUCGUCGCACUCCGCGUGAUAUUUGACUAACUAGACUCCUCUGCAUGUCUCCAGAUCUGCUUCCAAAGCUCCAACACGACCUGCUUUCCAUGCUCGCCCGCUCUCGUGCCGACUCGACCAUCCGAACAUACGAGCCUUACUGGGUGAAGUUCCGCGCCUUCUGCACGAAGGUCAACCUAACGUUCUUGCCGGCAUCGGACAUGACCCUCGCGCUCUACCUGGUGUACGUCAUCCAACGCAAGGCCUCCUUGUCGGUGGUUCAGCUCACAUGCUCCGCCGUGAGCUUUGCCCACUGGAUGACAGGCUCAACAUGCCCAACCACCGGCCCUUUCACCUCCCAAGUGCGCGACUUCGCGAAGCGACACUGCACGCGUCCUAACAGGAUUAAAGAGCCAGUCUCACUCCAUCAGGUCCACGAUAUGGCAGCCUCCUUCCUACAGUCAAACAACCCAACCAUGUUCCAAAAAGGAUUGAUCCCGAUUCUCAUGUACACCGGUUUUCUGCGCUACUCGGACCUGGUGGCCAUCCAAUGGUAGGACAUCCAAUUUAAAGAUGAAGCGUAGUGAAACCACGAAAGAGAUGUACGUCACGCCCGCGACCGAUCAUCCGUUCGGCGCGUCUCGUCGCCUGCAAGACCCGGCGGCGGCACCAUCUGUUAAAGGAAGAACUAAAUGUUAAACUAGAAC